AGACCCUGGCCUGGUAAGCAUGUGAAACCUCAAAGCCCACCCCCAUGACAUACUUCUUGCAACCAGGCCACCUUCCUAAUACCACUCCCUAAGCAUUCUGAUAGAUGAGCCUGUGGGGGCUAUUCUUAUUCAAACGGCCACACCUGGUAAGAGAGGUUUUGCAGAUUUUAUCUCAUGUUAGAUAUCUGAAGUGGAGAUUCUGACUUGGAUUAUUUCAAGUGGUCUGAAUGUAAAGGUCCUUAGAGGAAGAAGAGAGGAGGGGCAAAUGAGAGGUCUUACAGCAGAGGCAAGGGUCAGCCAGAGAGAUGUGAAGAUGCUAAGAUGGCUUUGAAGACAGAGAAAGACCGGGAACCAAAGAAGGAGUCAGCCAGAGAAGACAUGAAAAGCAGGUAAAAGUAAAUUAAAAUAAAAUCUUCCCUGGAGUUUUCAAAAAAUACACCUAUUUUCAGACACAUUGAUUCCAGUUAAGUAUGAUAAAUUCAAAAUUGUAAAUAAUCCAUUUCUGUUGCUUGAAGCUAGUAAAUAGGUGGUGAUUAGUCAGUGUAGCAAUGAAAAGCUAACACUAUAAAACUGCCAAAAACCAUCCUGAGAUAAAGUAAAAUAUUAACUGUUUGGCAGUACCCCGUUCUGCCGGUGCUGACUGCGGGGCGCUCAAGAGCCUGGACAGCGCCCGUGGUGAGAAGCCAGGAAGGAGCCGAGGAGGAAGUGGUCAGCUGCGCCCGGGGUCCCAGAAAGCCCACGGUGAUGUUGGCCAGGCGGGUGCUUGGGACCUCAUGCAGGGCGGCGUUAGGAUCGGCGGAGGCUGCGCUUGGCGGUUUGAAGUCCAUAUGGGGAAGCAGCCGACAUCACUGCUCUGCUCUUUCUAAGGAUGUCACUUAUAGGGAACUAAAAACCCUAUUGAACUCCAAAAACAUUAUGUUAAUUGAUGUUAGAGAUACAUGGGAAAUUAUUGAGCAUGGAAAAAUACCUGGAUCAAUCAACAUACCAUUGGACGAGGUAGGUGAAGCUCUACAGAUGAACCCAAGGGACUUCAAAGAGAAGUACCAUGAAGUGAAGCCAUCCAAAUCUGACAGUCUUGUGUUUUCUUGUUUUGCUGGAAUAAGAAGUAAGAAGGCUGUGGACACAGCGAUAUCCCUGGGCUUUACCAGUGCUCAACAUUAUGCUGGAGGAUGGAAGGAAUGGGCAACCUAUGAAAUUUCAGAGAAAAAACAAGAAAAUUGAGUUUUGGAAUAAAAGACUCUGUCCUUGUGUUCAUACAUCCAAGAAUAAUGGAUUAAGCAAAAGAAAACCCCAGUCUUAGCACCAAAGGCUAUGCUUGGCAACUGUUUUCCUCAUCUGUUAACUGAAGACACUGCUCCCCUGAACAUUCUCAGAGUCCAUGGAGGACUGAGAGAAUAUGAAUUGCCAUUGAAAUAUACAAAUCCUACAGUUAAUUUUUAAGUACUUUGAUAUUCCAAAAGAUCAGGUAGCUUAUAUUAUCUAAUUAUGUGCAAUCAUGUUAUAAGCAGAAACAGUGUAUUGACAAGCGGUCCUGAUCUUAAACAAUAACUAAGCAUCAGUCUUAGGUCCAUACUUGUAGUUCCAGUACUCAGGUGAUUGAGAUAGGCAGACUGCUAAGUUUGAGGCCAGCCUGGACUACAGAGACCCUAUUUCAAAAGAAAACAAAAGGAUCUCAGGUCCAGAGAAGUAAACUCUGGACAGGAAAACACAUUCAUAGCAUCUGAAGACUCGUGGCAAGGUGUGGCCAGAAUAGUUAACAGUGUAACUAAUUUUAAAAAUUAAAGUUAACGUGAGGAUAAAAAUUGCACGGGUUAUGACUAUGGAAGGCAAACUAACCUGGAAGAGGUCGGGAAAUUUUGUAGGCUAGUAGAGAUGUUCUGUGGCAUGACAGAAAUAUCAGGGGUGUGUGUGUCAAAACUCAUCAAAGCAAACACAAAGAUAUGUGUAUUUACAAGUAAUAUACCUCAAUUUAAAAACUAAUAAAAACAAAUAAUUAUCCAGUUUGA
This is a messenger RNA of Peromyscus leucopus (white-footed mouse), 2006 nucleotides long. RefSeq names its product thiosulfate sulfurtransferase like domain containing 3 (gene Tstd3). Lineage: Eukaryota; Metazoa; Chordata; Mammalia; Rodentia; Cricetidae. The transcript is spliced from 4 exons. Bases 745 to 1221 code for a protein of 158 amino acids. Gene Ontology annotation, molecular function: thiosulfate-cyanide sulfurtransferase activity. The record is from RefSeq and is a predicted model, not a curated record. Gene Ontology annotation, cellular component: mitochondrion.